AUGCCGCCUGCCCCGCCACCACCAUCCCGCCUAUCCUGGAGCAGGGAGCACCCUCCCCCGUUACUGACCGAUGAACCACCCCCCAACCGUAGGGUCCGCACGCUUACCGGCAAGGAGAUCGAGCUCGACGUCGAGGGGAGCGAUCAGGUCUCCAAAAUCAAGGACCUCGUCGAGGAGAAGGAGGGUAUCCCGCCCGCACAGCAGCGUCUCAUUCACGGUGGCAAGCAGAUGGUCGACGACAAGACGGCGGAUGACUACGCCCUAGUCGGCGGGGCCACGCUGCACUUGGUUCUGGCGCUCAGGGGAGGGCUAUGA
Molecule: messenger RNA, 315 nt
Organism: Chaetomium globosum CBS 148.51
Lineage: Eukaryota; Fungi; Ascomycota; Sordariomycetes; Sordariales; Chaetomiaceae
Exons: 3
Coding region: 1-315 (104 amino acids)
Biological process (GO): regulation of proteolysis; protein neddylation; modification-dependent protein catabolic process
Cellular component (GO): nucleus; cytoplasm
Molecular function (GO): ubiquitin protein ligase binding; protein tag activity
Source: RefSeq, a predicted model, not a curated record